Messenger RNA from Anolis carolinensis (green anole), 2161 nucleotides. RefSeq names its product JunB proto-oncogene, AP-1 transcription factor subunit (gene junb). Gene Ontology annotation, molecular function: DNA-binding transcription factor activity, RNA polymerase II-specific; transcription factor binding; RNA polymerase II cis-regulatory region sequence-specific DNA binding. Gene Ontology annotation, cellular component: transcription regulator complex. The coding region runs from base 339 to 1349 and encodes 336 amino acids. The record is from RefSeq and is a predicted model, not a curated record. The transcript has a single exon. Gene Ontology annotation, biological process: regulation of cell population proliferation; regulation of transcription by RNA polymerase II; regulation of cell cycle. NCBI's taxonomy places the organism in Eukaryota, Metazoa, Chordata, Lepidosauria, Squamata, Anolidae.
CGGCGCCGGGCGGCAUCAGAGCCCCAGCAGGAGCCGCGGCAACCACCACCACUUCUACUUCCCGCUUCGUCGCCGCCGCCGCCGCCGCCGUCUUCUUCAGUGGCCGGUACGGUACCUGCUCCUUUUUGCUGGGCCCAUUGGGAACGCCGGAAAGACCGGGGAGGGACUCGCGCAAGCAAGCAAGCGGAAGCGGUUUCGGGAGCAGAAGCGCGACCCACGCCCCAAGCCAGGCCCGGAGGGAGGGAAGCAAACCAGCGAGAAGGAAGGAAGGAAGGAAAGCGAGCAAGCGAGCCCAACUUCCCUCUUUGCCCCAUCCUCCUCCCCUGCUCCCCUCCCUGAUGUGCACGAAGAUGGAGCAGCCUUUCUACCCUGACUCCUUUCUCUCCGGCUACAGCCAGGACUACAAGGCGCUGAAGGCGUCCGGCAUGGCGCUGAACCUCUCCGCCGAGCCCUCCUCCUCCUUCCGCGGGCUCAAGGCCCCGCUGGCCCACCACCCGCAGCAGCUCCGCGCCCAGGAGGACUUCUUCCCGGCCGGCCUGCCCCCGCACGCGCCCUCGGAGGGCGCCAACGCCGUCAACUCGCUCAAGCUGGCGGCGCCGGAGCUGGAGCGCCUCAUCGUCCAGAACGGGAGCAGCAGCGGCAGCGGCGUCAUCGCCACCACCCCCACGCCCGGACAGUACUUCUACCCGCGCGGCGCCACCGAGGAGCAGGAGGGCUUCGCCGACGGCUUCGUCAAGGCUCUCGACGACCUGCACAAGAUGAACCACCUCCCGCCGCCCAACGUCUCCCUCGGGGCGGCGGCAGCGGCAGCGGUGGCGGCCUCCUCCACGGCGAGCGGCGGGUACCCCCAGGAGCCGCCCCCCAUCUACACCAACCUGACCAGCUAUAACCCGCCCGCCCUGAGCGGCUCGCCGGGCUUCCCCAGCGCCAACCUGAGCUACCUGCCGCAGCACCUGGGCCUGGGGGGGCACCACCCGCACGCCAGCCCCCACCCGCACGCCGCCCACUCCCACGCCGGGCGGGGCUUCAAGGAGGAGCCGCAGACGGUGCCGGACGUGCAGCAGAGCCCCCCGGUGUCGCCCAUCAACAUGGAGGACCAGGAGCGCAUCAAGGUGGAGCGGAAGCGGCUGCGGAACCGGCUGGCGGCCACCAAGUGCCGCAAGAGGAAGCUGGAGCGCAUCGCCCGCCUGGAGGAGAAGGUCAAGAGCCUCAAGAGCGACAACGCCGGCCUCUCCAGCGCCGCCAGCGCCCUCCGCGACCAGGUGGCCCAGCUCAAGCAGAAGGUCCUCAGCCACGUCAACAGCGGGUGCCAGCUCCUCCUCACCGCCAAGAUGCAGCAGUCCUUCUGAGAGAGAGAAAAGAGAAGGGACUCUCGCGCCAAAAGUUUACACGGGGCCAAAGGAGGGACUCCGCCUCCUCCUCCCCCUCCCCCCAUGUCCUUGACUCUCAAUCUGGUGGAUCCAGAAGCCGACCUGUGCUGAGUGUGUACGAGUUCUUUUCUAAAAUCGCUGUAUGUGAGAGUGCAAUUUGUGUGUUUGUAUUUAAAACUAUUGGAAUCCGGGGAGUGGGGCGAGCUCCCGCUGUUAGCCCCAGCUUCUGCCGACCUAGCCGUUCGAAAACAUGCCAAUGUGAGUAGAUCAAUAAGAAGGUAAAGGCGCUCCAUGCCGUCAUGCCGGCCACAUGACCUUGGAGGCGUCUAUGGACAAUGCCGGCUCUUCGGCUUAGAAGUGGAGAUGAGCACCAACCCCCAGAGUCAGACACGACUAGACUUCACCUCAAGGGGGAAAACUUUAUUAUUUAAAACAAAGCAAAAGACAGGAAGCCUUCCUCCGCCGCAUCGCUGGAUGGUGCGGCGGAAACGGACGGACCUCCUCCUCCUUGUGCUGCCAGUAGGAACAAAAGGGACGACGCUCUAUUUAUACCCAAAGGGACCAGAGAAGGAGAGGGGCCCGGCUGCACUGUCCGCCCUCUUCCUCCUCCUUGACUUACGGACGAAAGAAAGAAAGAGACCGGAGGGAGGGGUUGUUUGUUUACUACUUGUGCUCUUAUUAGUUCCUUGGAGUCCUCACGUUCAUUUCCUUCCCCCCCUUUCCCUGAAACUGAUUGUAUUUGUGUUUUUGGAUUUUUAUUGAACCUAUUUAAGUAAACACGUUCUAACUAA